CUCUCAUUGCAGGCCACUUUUUUGCAGCGCAGCGGUGCACACGAAGCGAAUCGCAUCAGUGCAGCGUCUCCACAGUACACUGAGAGCCGGUGUGGAAGCGGUGGAAAACGCAGUCACGCUACAGGCGGCAGCGAGCGAUGUUCCAGGCACUGCUACAAGCCCUGGGCUCGCGCAACACUACGACUGAAGACGCCUACGACGACUCGCUGGACGAGAAAACCGACGACGACAUCGUCCGAGUGACGACGCGCAACGUGCGCCGCCGCGACCAAGCACGAGAGGAGGAGGCCCGGCGGCCGACGCAGUGGGUCGCGUGGCGCAUCUCGCACGCGCACAAGCACCGGUGCCGGGAGUGGGUCGCGGCGCGGUUCCCCGACUGCACCUUGGAACAAAACGCCAAGGACGCGCUCCUUUUUUCGGCCAGCGACGCGGCGGCCGUCGUCGCCGCGCUGGCGAAGGACGAGCACGCGGCGCGCCACGUCCACGCCUGCGCGGCGCACGGCGGGAGCACCGCCAAGCUCGAAGACGUGCCGGGCCUCGCGGAGGCGGCCUACGACGCGGCGGCGGCCACCGCCGCGCGCCUGCGCGUGCGCGGCGCGCCGGGGCUCAAGGAGGCCCUCCUCAAGAACCUGCCCGAGCGGAUCCAGCUCACGCCGCGCGGCGCGUCCCACGAGCUCGUCGUCGACGCCGUGCCCGCGACGCACGCGACGUACUACUACGUGGGCUGCGCGCCGCUCGCGGAGACGUUCGUGCCGUCGACGGGCGACGCCGGCGACGUCUGCCGCGCCGUGCACAAGCUGCGGGAGGCCAUGGUCCGCUUCGCGCUGCCGCCGUUCCGCCGCGUCGUGGACGUCGGCGCGGCGCCGGGCGGCUGGAGCCAGGUCUGCCUCGAGCACGGGGCGGAGCUGGUCGUGGCCGUGGACCCGGCGGACCUGGACGCGGACGUGGCGGCGCGCGUCGUCCACGUCAAAAAGCGCCUCGAGGACGCGGAGACGCUAGACGCGCUGCGUGAGGCGGGCGGCCGCUUCGACGCCGUCCUCUGCGACGCGAACGCGCACCCGGCGAAGAUGGGCCGCGCGCUCCACGCCCUGCGGCCCUACCUCGCGGCGGGCGCGACGCUCGUGCUGACGCUGAAGCAGCCGUCCGCCUCCACGAAGACCGCCGCGGCCGACACCGGCGAGGUCGAGGGGGCGCUCGCCGCCGGGGGUUUCCGCGACCUCCGCACGGCGUGGCUCUGGGCGAACGGGCGCAAGGAGCGGACGCUCGCCGCGACGUACACCUAA
Molecule: messenger RNA, 1283 nt
Organism: Pelagomonas calceolata
Lineage: Eukaryota; Pelagophyceae; Pelagomonadales; Pelagomonadaceae
Source: the annotation of a GenBank genome assembly